AUGCUUCAAGACAGUGUCCGCCAGUUGGAGAUGCCUGUCCCGCUCAUGUUCGAAAUCGCCGCGGAACGCUGCGUUACGCUAUCAAAGAAGCUCUCGGGAAUACAUGCUUCCCAACGAUUGUGUGGAGAGAGCGUCUUCCCUCCUCCACCACCUCCAUUAGAGAACUCUCGCGGUGUCCAGCGCUAUCUAGUUGAGCAGCUGUUGAACCACCGCAACGUGAACGGACGUCGGACGAGUUAUCUCGUCUGGUGGCGCGGCUGUCUCCCGUCCUGGGAUACUUGGGAGCCCCGCUCCCAGCUGAUGAUUGACGUAAUGGGUCUGGUCUAG
This is a messenger RNA of Peronospora matthiolae, 327 nucleotides long. NCBI's taxonomy places the organism in Eukaryota, Oomycota, Peronosporomycetes, Peronosporales, Peronosporaceae. The record is from the annotation of a GenBank genome assembly.